AUGGAUAAAGAUAACACCAUUCAGUUGGAGGAUGCCAUGUCGCCUUACGCGACUCCCUUCGUGGUCAACAGAGACCUGGAGCGAAGGAUCUUGUGGAAAGUGGAUAUGCGACUGAUACCCCCCCCUAUUUAUUAUGUAUAUUCUGAACUUAUCGGUAACGCCAAAGAAGCUGGGAUGGGAAAAGAUUUGGAUCUCUCCUCGUCGGAUUAUUCUUUAGCUGUCUCCAUCUUCUUCAUUGGCUAUCUACUACUUGAGGUGCCAAGUAACAUGAUUCUAAGCAGAACUCGCCCUAGUCUCUAUCUCCCCAUUCUCAUGAUUAUUUGGGGUGGGAUGGUGAUUUGCUAUGUCGGUGUCAAUUCAAAGAAAGGGCUUAUCGGUCUUCGGUUCUGCCUGGGGUUGAUUGAGGCAGGAUUUUUUCCCGGUGUCCUGCUGUUUAUGAGUAACUGGUAUAGAAAAUCCGAACUGGCACGGAGAUUCUCCAUCUUUUAUUGUGCGUCACUGAUAUCAGGUGCUGUUGGCGGGCUUAUUGCCGGGGGGGAUAUUGAAAGACAUGCAACAUCGUCCGCCAUAUCCAGCGUGGAAAUGGUUGUUCUUGAAUUUGUGUUACCGGACUUUCCAGCUACGACCAAGUGGCUCACUCCGGAAGAGCGAGAAUACGCCGUCCGACGUUUAGAAGAGGAAGACAACUCAAGCCGUACUGGGAACAUCUCUCACUGGCAGAGCUUUCUGUCUGCUAUUCACGAUUGGAGGACCUGGCUUUUCCUCGCCGCACAAACAUUUUGUACUUGUGCUGGCACCAUCACUUACUUUAUACCGACCUUGAUGGCUUCCUUGAAUUACACUGGUCAAGACGUGCAAUAUAUGACGAUCCCAAUCUAUAUGGUUGCCUUUGUGAUCGUCCUCCUUUGUGGUUUCUCCUCUGACUACUUCAAUGAACGACCAAAACACAUCAUGGCUUUGGCUACCAUGUCUACUAUAUCGUUGAUCAUCGUGGCCACAAUCCAUAACCCUAAAACUCGCUACGCAUUCCUAGCAUUCGGCGUGUCUGGAAUAUGGGGUUGCAGUCCGUUGGUCCUCAGCUACCUCUCGAAUACCAUCUCCCGGCCCGCUGAGAAGCGAGCUGUGGCUAUUGCUUUUGUGAAUGCUUUUGCCAACCUCUCAUCCGUAUACGGAUCGUAUAUCUGGCCUUCAAGCACGGCACCGGCAUAUGUACCUGGGUUUACCGUCACUAUUGUGCUGAUGUUUGCAUCCAUCGUGACGGCGUUUUUACUGAUGGUCCUCACCAAGGACCAUCCACAUGAAAAUGCUGAAGAUAGAGGAACGGAGAUAGAGAGCGAAACUGCGCGCUAG
Messenger RNA from Penicillium waksmanii, 1350 nucleotides. RefSeq names its product major facilitator superfamily domain-containing protein. Gene Ontology annotation, molecular function: transmembrane transporter activity. Gene Ontology annotation, cellular component: membrane. NCBI's taxonomy places the organism in Eukaryota, Fungi, Ascomycota, Eurotiomycetes, Eurotiales, Aspergillaceae. The transcript has 14 exons. Gene Ontology annotation, biological process: transmembrane transport. The record is from RefSeq and is a predicted model, not a curated record. The coding region runs from base 1 to 1350 and encodes 449 amino acids.